AUGACGCAUUCGACCUCCAACUGUCUGAAAAUUUGUGAUCCGCCGUCACAGCUUACUGCAGAGAAACCUGCGUCGACCGAUCCUGAAACGACUGAAGUAACACCUGAGUCCGAGGAGCAGGAAGUCAAGGCAGUCUCUGAAUGCCCUGUUGAGGAUAAUCCCGAGCCCAUUGUUGACGAGGAGGAAAAAGAGCUAAUUAGUCAGCUGACGGACGUGCCGGACUUUGUCCCCUCGAAUACCGAUCUGCAGGCUUACCAGUCAGUACCCGCGGAUAUGCCGAUACUGUGCGCCCAUCUUCCUGCAGUAAACCGGUUUCUUUUCGCCUUCACAGUCUAA
Molecule: messenger RNA, 336 nt
Organism: Dibothriocephalus latus
Lineage: Eukaryota; Metazoa; Platyhelminthes; Cestoda; Diphyllobothriidea; Diphyllobothriidae
Source: the annotation of a GenBank genome assembly